Messenger RNA from Rubroshorea leprosula, 1379 nucleotides. The record is from the annotation of a GenBank genome assembly. Lineage: Eukaryota; Viridiplantae; Streptophyta; Magnoliopsida; Malvales; Dipterocarpaceae.
AGCAUGUUUGGUUGUUGUAUGUUUGUGUGUUUGUAGAAUGGAGUAUCAGUCUGCACUGUGUUUGGGGCAAAAGUUUUGGUGCCUGACUGCAUCAAUUCAGAGCCCUUAUUUGCAUUAAUCUCUCUGGAGCAAAAGUUUUAGUUGUCUUUUUUAUUUUUUUAACAUUUUCAAGUUUUAGUUAGCCACUCUGUCUAUCCCUUGAUAUGCCUUUUCUUGCCUAGCAGUGUUGUGAAGGAAUUGAGUCCUGUUGUAGGGAUUUCUUAUGGAAAGGUCAUAACAGCUAGGGCCUGCCCCUUGUUGCCUGGGAAGGAGUCUGUGUUCCAAGGUCAGAAGGAGGAUUGGGUGUUAAACAAUUGAAGCCUUGGAAUCAAGCUGCUUCUGAAGAACUAUUAUGAUGCAUCAAUGCUUAGCCUGAGAGGAUUUGGUCUGCUUGGACUCGUGCAGAGUUGUUGAAAACCCAAAGCAUGUGGAAUAUUAAAAUUCCCGCUGUUUUUUCUUGGUUGUAGACAAAAUUAUUGAAGAUGCAGGGAUUGUUUAAGGCCUAUAUCAGAAUGGUUGUUGGUGAUGGGAGAGAAACCUCCCUAUUCUUUGACUGGUGGUUUGGGGAGAGUAGAAUCUGUGAUAGAGCAGGGUGGAUAGAUAAGGAGAAUUCAUGGGGGAGAACUGUGAAUGUGGCUGGCUGGUGGGUAGAUGGUCAUUGGAGAAUACCACGGAGCUUUAAAAGAAUAUGACCUGAUACUGCUGCUUGGCUUUUAACUGCUUCAGGUGAGUUUUCCGUUGCUAAUGCAUAUAACCUCUUGUGCCUUAGGAAGAGGACGGUAUUAUGGCAUAAAAUGGUGUGGUCUAGCUGUGCAAUCCUAAGGCAUGCUUUCAUUAGCUGGCUCAUAGUUAGAGAUAGGCUCAAGACAAAAGUGGUGUUAUGCCAGAAAGGGAUUGUGGUUGAUAGUGCUUGUGUUUUGUGUCAGGAAAGUGAGGAGAAUUGCCAACAUUUACUUUUUGAGUGUGCCUAUGGAAAGGCAGUCUGGUCUGGAAUCUUGCUGGAGUUGGGUAUAACUUGUCCCCCAUAUUGUGGAGUUGUGAGUGGUUGUGGCUGAGCAGUCUAUGUAGGAGUUGAGGAAGACAGGCUAGAAAGAAUCAAAGCUGCUUUUGCUGCCUCUGUCUACCAUAUAUGGCAGGAAAGAAAUUCCAGAAUAUUUUGCCACCAGAGUAUCCCCAUCAGUUGUUGUGAGCUUAGUGAAAGCAUGUAUUUGAUUUAAGGGCUGCUUAACUGUUUUAUGUUAGCUUAUGUUUAGAGUACUGAGUUUGUGAACCUGGGUAUGCCUGGGUAUAUAAAUGUAAUUACCCAGUUGAGAUUUUUGCAAUAUAAUGAACUUACCGGU